This is a messenger RNA of Suillus subaureus, 1191 nucleotides long. RefSeq lists its product as uncharacterized. Lineage: Eukaryota; Fungi; Basidiomycota; Agaricomycetes; Boletales; Suillaceae. The record is from RefSeq and is a predicted model, not a curated record. Bases 1 to 1191 code for a protein of 396 amino acids. The transcript is spliced from 7 exons.
AUGUUGGGCCAGCAGUCUCGCGACAGUUUGCGCCUUCUGGCCAGGAUACCACCAAUGCCAUCUUUUAACUCGCUGAAGUUACCGCGCGGCCAAUCGACGACGUUGGUGCUGUCGGCCUCCAAAUAUAUAUUCUUCGUCUUGCUAUUGAUUAAUUUUCGGUCUCUACCGUUUGCCUGGCACAUUCGCGUGUUCCUACCAGUCCUGCGACUCCGUCUCCAGUACUACCUCCUACGACUUCGCAUCCUGUUCAGGCCCAAAGAGGUUAGGGCAAAGAUCCUUGCAGACUGGGGCGAAGGUUUAUGUCCAAUUGGCGCAAACCCCUUCGAGCUCGUGACCUGUGUGGACGACGCCGAUUACAAUGGACACCUCAGCAAUUCCAGUUAUGCGAAGGCUCUCGAUGCAGCCCGCCUGAAACUGGUUCUGAAAGCCCUCCCUGCGUUCGCAAGGAGUGGUGGGUGGAUGGCUCUGGGGUCUACUCACUUUCAUUUCAUUCGAGAAAUACCGUUCCUGAGGAGCUACGAGAUAAGGCUCUCCAUCGGGGCAUGGGACCAUAAAUGGAUGUUCCUUAUUGCUCGCUACGUCUCUUUCCCAAAGAACAGACAUAGUCAGCAACUGGGGACUAAAAACGAUAGUGCCAGACUAUCAAAGAUACCGACAACAUCAAAUGACUUUCCUCGGAUUUUGCUAAGCACGCCUGCGGAAGAUUUGACUACCCCUGCGACCCCCAGCAACGUGACUGAGGUGGACUCCAACCUUCAAGCCGAAAAGACAGCAAAGGCAAUGGAAGGCCUGGCUGCUGCACAGUCAAGAAUGCUCGAGUCCGACGGUGCCGUACUUCACUGUGUGGCGAUCUCAUAUAUUUGCUUCAAGCAUGGCCGCAUUACAGUGCCUCCUGGCGUUAUUCUCCCAUGUGAAGGUUUCUCGAAACCUCCCAGUACUGCUGCUGCCGCACCAUUCUCGUCGACGAACCCUCCCCCUCACUGGAAGAAGGCCCAAGCAUUGCGCGUUGCUCCAUCAGGCAGCAUGCCCACAUUUGCAAAAUUUCUGAAAGGAGACUGGCGCGAUGUGCCUGAAGACGAGAGGUGGUGGGAGGAGGCGUUGGAUGGGCCAAUAGAAGAGCAGCGAAAGGCUAAUCUCGAAGUCCUUGAUUCCAUCAGGAAAGGGAUGGAAGGAGCGAGGUUCAUUGGAUAG